CUGCUGGUCUCUGCGCACCUGCGCGAGUGCGGAUAGCGUGACCGAUGGCGGAAACCAAACCCUAGCGAGACCCUAUCCGGCACCAUGGUGGGUCGAGAACACCGACGCUCCUCCUCCUCCGCCUUCUUUUUCUGCCUCGCCUGCCUACUCUGCUUCCUAGGUAUCGCCUUCGGGUCGGGCGACGCUGGCGAUUUGGAGCUCCUGAUGUCAUUCAAGGCCGCGGUCGCCAACCCUCAGCUGCUCCCCAGCUGGGACCACCUCGGCGGUGGCCCCUGCUCCUUUUCCGGCGUCAUCUGUAGCCCCGGCGGCCGCGUCGCAGGUGUCGUGCUGCAGGGCGUCUCACUCGGCGCCGACUUCCGCGCUGUGUCGUCCUCAAUCCUCGCCCUCGGUGGCCUCGAAAGCCUCUCCCUACGUGCUGUGAACCUCACUGGGGCCCUUGACGGUGGCCGGUGCGGCGGCAGGCUCUCCGACAUCGAUCUCUCCGGCAACGGCCUCUGGGGUUCCCUCGCCGAGAUCUCCUCUCUCGCCGCGGCUUGCCCCGGGCUGAGAUCGCUCAAUCUCUCUGGCAACUCCGUCGGGGUUCUGCCGGCUGCUGCAGUGAAAGAUGGUCAUGUCGUCGUCGGGUUCGAGAUCGAGACGCUCGACCUCUCCUUCAACAAGGUCUCCAGAGAGGACGAACUCCGGUGGCUCCUCUCCAACCUGGGCUCUGUCCGCCGCCUUGACCUGGCCGGGAACCGCUUUUCCGACGGGAUUCCGGCCAUUCCCAACUGCUCCUACCUUCAGCACCUGGAUCUUUCGAUGAGCGGCCUCUCCGGCGAGAUCAGCGUCGGGGUCUUCAGUGGCUGUCGGAGCUUGACCUACUUGAAUCUCUCCUCCAACCACUUAACCGGUACCCUCCCCUCCGACCUCUCCUCCUGCACUUCCUUGGUCUCUCUCAGUCUUUCCAACAACAACUUCUCCGGCGAGUUACCCCUCGAAACCCUGAUCUCGAUGCCGCAUCUCAAGACCCUUGAGCUCGCCUUCAACAAUCUCACCGGCAGCCUCGGCGACUUGAUCACCAAGAUGCCGAUGCUCGAAGUGCUCGACCUCAGCUCCAACUCUUUGACGGGAUCGAUCCCCUCGGAGUUGUGCCCGAGCCCAAUCUUCGGCUUGGAGACGCUCUACUUACAGAACAACCAGCUCACUGGCCGCAUCCCAGAGUCGCUGAGCAAUUGCACCAAGCUCGUCUCCCUGGAUGUCAGCCUCAAUUACAUUGGCGGAGCCAUUCCUUCCACGCUCGGCUUGCUCCCUUCGCUUUGUGAUCUCAUCAUGUGGCAGAAUUUGCUGGAGGGUGAGAUCCCACCGGAACUUUCCAAUAUCCGAACCCUCAAGAACCUCAUCCUUGACAACAAUGACCUCACUGGGUCGAUCCCUGCCAACCUUGUCAAUUGCACUAGCUUGAAUUGGCUCUCUCUGUCGAGCAACCGCCUGAGCGGAUUGAUCCCCUCAUGGAUUGGCCAGCUUCGCAAUUUGGCCAUUCUCAAGCUCGGCAACAACUCCUUCUCCGGUUCGAUCCCUCCUGACCUCGGGGAUUGCAGGAGCUUGAUAUGGCUGGACCUCAGCAACAACCAGCUCAACGGAUCGAUUCCCCCAGCCCUGGCCGACCAGUCUGGCAAGAUUGCGGUGGGCUUGGUCACUGGUGAGCCUUACGUGUAUCUGAAGAACGAUGGCACCAGUGGAUGCCGUGGAACAGGCAAUCUACUCGAGUUUGGCGGGAUCCGACCAGAGGACCUCGAUCGAUUGCCCAGCCUACAGUUUUGUAACUUCACGAGGGUCUACAAGGGGAUUACCCAGUAUACCUUCAAUAAUAAUGGCUCGAUGCUCUUUCUCGAUCUCUCUUACAAUCAGCUCAGUGGAGAGAUCCCCAAAAAGUUCGGCAGCAUGUACCACCUUCUGAUCUUGAACUUGGGCCACAAUAUGCUCUCUGGUCCGAUACCACCAGAAUUGGGGAGCUUGCGGUAUGCUGCAGGGUUGGAUCUCUCUCAUAAUGCUCUUGAGGGGCCGAUUCCACCAUCGUUCUCCGGCCUUGCAAUGUUGUCCGAGAUUGAUCUCUCAAACAAUAAGCUCAAUGGGUCUAUUCCUGAACUAGGUCAGCUGGCGACCUUCCCCCGGUACCGCUACGAGAACAAUUCAGGCCUCUGUGGGUUUCCUCUCCCAUCUUGCAAGGACCUUGCUGGGCCUAAAUCAAGCACCCAACACGGGAGGUCUCACCAUGGUCAAGCCUCUCUUGCUGGGAGCAUUGCAAUGGGAUUGCUUUUCUCCCUGUUCUGCAUUUUUGGUCUAGCCAUAAUCAUAAUUGAGACAAAGAAGAGGCGAAAGGAGAAAGACAACAGUAACUGCUCAAGGGACAUUUAUUUUGAUAGCCGAUCUCCCUCAAACACCACCAGUUCGAACUGGAAGCUGACUGCCACCAAGGAUGCAUUGGCUAUCAACCUUUCCACAUUUGAGAUGCCUCUCAAGAAUCUCUCUUUUGUGGAUCUGGUUGAGGCAACCAAUGGCUUCCACAAUGACUUCCUGAUAGGUUCUGGUGGAUUUGGUGAUGUUUACAGAGCCCAGCUGAAGGAUGGUAGUGUUGUUGCCAUCAAGAAAUUGAAACAUGUGAGUGGGCAAGGUGAUCGAGAGUUCACAGCUGAGAUGGAGACCAUUGGGAAGAUCAAGCACUGCAACCUGGUUUCCCUUCUGGGCUACUGCAAAGUUGCAGAAGAGCGAAUUUUGGUCUAUGAGUACAUGAAAUAUGGGAGCCUAGAAGAUGUGUUGCAUGACUGCAAUAAGGUAAAAAUCAAGCUGAAUUGGGCAGCGAGGAGGGUAAUUGCUCUGGGGGCAGCCAGAGGUUUAGCAUUCUUACACCAUGACUGCAUUCCUCACAUAAUUCACAGAGAUAUGAAGUCCAGCAAUGUUCUUCUUGAUGACAGCUUGGAAGCCCGGGUCUCAGAUUUUGGCAUGGCGAGACAGAUGAGUGCAGUGGACACACACUUGAGUGUGUCUGCACUAGCAGGUACACCUGGCUAUGUCCCACCCGAAUACUAUCAGAGCUUUCGAUGCACCACCAAUGGCGAUGUUUACAGCUAUGGUGUUGUCUUGCUCGAGCUGCUCACUGGAAGACGGUCGACAGGCUCCACAGACUUUGGAGACAACAAUUUGGUGGGGUGGGUGAAGCAGCACUCAAAGCUCAGAAUAAGUGAUGUAUUUGACCCAGAGCUACUGCAGGAGGACCCGCACCUGGAGCUGGAGUUAUUAGAGCACCUUAAGAUCGCUUGUGCCUGCCUUGAUGAUAGGCCGCUGAGGCGACCCACAAUGCUAGAGGUGAUGACAAUGUUGAAGAGUGUACAGGCAGGUUCAACUGUGAACACCAUGUAUUCAGCCCCUGCAGCCUCGAAUGGGGGCUGCUGUGACGGGGAUAUGACCCUGACGGACGGGAGAGAAGCAAAAGAGUAGAGAAGGGGAUAAAUUCAAGAGGACAGAAUCUUUCUGCAGGAAGGAGCUGAUUGCCUUCACAAAGGCUCCCCGGACAAAUAUGGUCUGUAGCAGUGAGAGAAAAGCGGGGCGGCGGGUCGCUGGUGGCUGCUUGCUCUGCACACUUGCAUGGAGGACAUGGAGGAGCAGGAAGGCACAAGGACCAAUGGGAGAAAGCAUCAAAGCCACGCCCAAGUAUGAAUCAUGCUUUCAAGGAGUAGAUUGUGUCAGGUACCACACAAAUCUCUGGCCUUCUCGCCGAGUGGGUAUGCAUCUCUUUCCAUUUAUGUUCCCUGGUGUUUGUCAAAGUUGAUGUCGACUAGAUAUUAGAUCCUAUUACAGAACAUUUGAACAUGUAUCAUCCCAAGGUAAUAUUAUCUCUUCCAAAUGCAUGGCUGAGGAUUUUUUUA
Musa acuminata AAA Group (dessert banana) is the source of this 3902-nucleotide messenger RNA. RefSeq names its product brassinosteroid LRR receptor kinase BRI1-like. Gene Ontology annotation, biological process: protein phosphorylation. Gene Ontology annotation, molecular function: protein binding; ATP binding; protein kinase activity. The transcript is spliced from 2 exons. The record is from RefSeq and is a predicted model, not a curated record. Lineage: Eukaryota; Viridiplantae; Streptophyta; Magnoliopsida; Zingiberales; Musaceae. The coding region runs from base 85 to 3474 and encodes 1129 amino acids.